AUGAUUUUGAAGAGUUUAAUAGUUUUAGUGUGCGGUUUAGUUGGAGUUGUAGCCUUUCCGUCUGGUGCCCCAGAGACCGCUUGUGGCAACCUCUCACCAUCUCAUGGGGUUUCCGUUUUCCCACAAACAUCAAACUCGCCCUACCUGAUCAGUGUGAUUCCACUUGGAUCGUCAAAUUUCAGAAUAAACAUAACAUCGAGUGACAUUAUUGCUGGAUUGAUGUUGGAGGCUUUCAAUAGCAACAACGGCGUUGUAGUUGGAGUUUUCACGAACUUUGACACGAACACCAAGUACAUUUGCUCCAACGCGGCGGUGACUCAUUCGCAAAAGUUAGCAGUUUCAAGCCUGACAUUCCUGUGGAAUUCUAAUGCAUUCAAAGGCCCUUUCUACAUGAAGGGAACCGUAGUCAAAAACUACACGACCUUCUGGAAGAUGCAGGUAGCAAGUGACACAGGUUCAUCGUCUACACAAACUUCCUCCCAAUUAUCAUCCGCCAACUCUCUCUCAACUUCUUUGGCGAUCCUGGCCACACUGAUGUCGUUCGCCCUGGUCAACUUCUGCUUGUUCCAUUACUACUGA
Molecule: messenger RNA, 579 nt
Organism: Helobdella robusta
Lineage: Eukaryota; Metazoa; Annelida; Clitellata; Rhynchobdellida; Glossiphoniidae
Exons: 4
Coding region: 1-579 (192 amino acids)
Molecular function (GO): oxidoreductase activity, acting on metal ions
Source: RefSeq, a predicted model, not a curated record